This is a messenger RNA of Anas platyrhynchos (mallard), 9872 nucleotides long. RefSeq names its product family with sequence similarity 83 member B (gene SACK1B). Gene Ontology annotation, cellular component: cytoplasm; membrane. Lineage: Eukaryota; Metazoa; Chordata; Aves; Anseriformes; Anatidae. The record is from RefSeq and is a predicted model, not a curated record. Gene Ontology annotation, molecular function: protein kinase binding. Gene Ontology annotation, biological process: signal transduction.
CGAGCCGAGCCGAGCCGUGCCGGGGGCCCCGCCGCGCCCCUGGGAAGGCGCUGCCCUUCGCUCCGCGCUGGGGCCGGGCUUCCCCAGUUCAGACAAGUUCUCGCCCCGCUUCUCUGCGGCGGCGGCGGGUUGUGGUGCGACACCGUCCUGACAUGUUGUAACUGGUUUCCACACCCACCGCGCCUCAGAGCGACGGACGGGAAGUACCUGCGAGGAGCCGUGCGCCGGCCGGCCCCGCUCCCCGCAGCCGCGAUCGCAACGAGCCGCGACCCCCCCGCCGCCAAGGAGCCGCUCCGGAGGCGAGUCCCCCCUGGGGCAGCCCGGCAACAUAUUUCAUCAGCUCACGAAUGGAAGUUUAAGAGGCUUUAUACAAAAUAUAUGUGAAAAUGGAAACUUCAUCUUUGUUGUCAUCUCUACAUGAUGAAUGCAGAUCAGACAACUACAUUGAACCUCAUUACAAGGAAUGGUACCGAGUAGCAAUUGAUGCUCUAAUUGAAGGAGGUUUAGAAGCCUACAAAGAAUUUCUUUCCAAAGAGAGAUGUUCAGAGUUCCUUGCAGAUGAGGAAAUCGAAUAUAUUUUGAACAAUGUUCAUAAACUUCCCCAAAACACAGUUUAUUCCUCUAACCAUGCCAUUGAUGACACCUCUUCCUCGGGAACCUACUGGCCUAUUGAAUCAGAUGUGGAAGCUCCAAAUCUUGACUUAGGUUGGCCCUACUUGAUGCCUGGAAUUUCUGGUGGCACAAACAUUGAUCUGCUUUUUCAUCCUCCACGAGCACAGCCUUACACCAUAAAGGAAACUGUUCGCAAGAUGAUACGAGAUGCAAGAAAGGUCAUUGCCAUAGUUAUGGAUAUGUUUACAGAUGUCGAUAUUUUUAGAGAAAUUGUAGAAGCAUCUACAAGAGGGAUUGCAGUGUAUCUCCUGCUUGAUGAGUCAAACUUCAGUCACUUUCUGAAAAUGACAGAGAAACAAGGCUGUCAAGUUCAGAGGCUCAGGAACAUGAGGGUGCGGACAGUAAAAGGACAAGAUUACUAUUCUAAAACAGGAGCAAAAUUCCAUGGAAAAAUGGAACAAAAAUUUCUUCUGGUUGACUGUAAGAAAGUCAUAUACGGUUCUUACAGCUUUAUGUGGUCUUUUGAAAAAACCAACCUCAGUAUGGUUCAAGUUAUCACAGGACAGCUGGUUGAAUCCUUUGAUGAAGAAUUCAGGACACUGUAUGCUCGUUCUUCUGUUCCUAGUUCAUUUGCCCCAGAAUUAGUGCGGGUUAACAGUCGCAGGACACUCUGGGAUAAUGACACGUACCAACACUCAGUGUCUUCCUUAGCUUCAGUUUCUAGCCAAAGAAACCUUUUUGGUAGGCAAGACAAGCUUCACAAUUUAGAUCCUGUGUAUUUGAAAACUCGAGGAAGAUAUGCAGUGAAUGAAAUAGAUAAAUUUGGAUUGAGAAAUCAAGCCUAUAAUAAGCAACCAUUUCAUCCAGGUUUUAAUAUGCAAAAUCCAAUCCAGCAGUAUCAACCUAGUGAAAAAAAUGAGCAUUGGAAGAGGCAUAGUUAUGCUGGGGAGAAGCCAGAAAGGACACCUUACCUAUUGCUCAACAGGGCUAUUAAUAGAGCCAAUAAUCCAUUGAAUACUUGGAAAAUGCCAUCUGAUAGCCUUAGUAUUGUGUCUUCGUUACGAGGAGGAUAUGCAAAUAACUGCAAUCCACCCCAACAAAGUUUCGCUGAUCAGUUUUCACGACCAAAGGUAAAUCUUGCAGAAAGAAAUUCAAUUGUGAGGAGGUCUUUUAAUGGGACAGAUCAUCAAAUCCGCCAUCUACAGCAAAGGAUGCCGACCCUAGAACACACAACGAAAUCAUUCCUACGUAACUGGCGAAUUAAGUCAUACUUAAAUGACCAAUCUGACUAUCCAGUGGAGUCUAAUGGGUCAGCCUUGGGUGACAGAUAUGAUAGCUAUGACACAGCUGAAAAUAUUAAAGCUCAUGCCCUGUACUCUCAUUCUCGCUUACGAUCGUCAUUGGUGUUUCAGCCAACUUUACCCGAACAGCAGGAGGUAAGCAGCUGUGCAAGUUCUUCAAAUUCAACUAUAAUUGGGUCAGAGGGAAGUGCAACACCUAAAGGGACAUCAAAUCAUGCACCAAGUGUGGAAAACGGAACAGACAAUACUUUAGAAGAGCUUAGCACAAAUGUCCAACUUAAAUCAGAGGCACCAAAAAACCACAGAAUUCAUACUGCAGACAACAGAAAACCUAUGGUAAAUUCACAUGCAGCAGGGGACCCACCUAUCUACUUAUACGCAACCCUCUGUGCCGACAAACAUGCAGAAAAUCUGAAGAACGUUCAAAAUGAAAAUAUACUUAAAAGGAGAAGCUUUCCCAUGUUUAAUUCAAAGUCCAUAUUAGACCCUGGUGCAGACAAGCAUGCAUCCAGUUAUGUUUACAGCACAUUGAACAGGCAUAGGCUUAAGCAGCCAGUUAGUCCAAAACUUCCAGAAGACACUCUGAAGAGCUCUAAAAGUUUGCACAGUGUGACCAACCAUUUGCCACAGGAGGAAAAGAACCUCAAAGGAGAGCUGAAGAGCCCAACUGCUACCAAGGCAAUCUCUAUGGCUGUUCUUGCUGAAGCGAGCAAAGAGGAGUCUAGUAGAGAUUGCACAUCAAAGAAAGAAAGUAAGAACUCCCCAAGUUUUCUAAAGAAAGGAUCCCAGAAACUGCGGUCACUUCUUAAUCUCACACCAGACAAGAAGGAAAUCUUGUCAAAAAACAAAGGUCCUGCCUUUUAUAGGAUGUGUAGUAGUUCUGACACUUUGGUUUCUGAAGAAGAGAAUCAAAAACCAAAGAUCUCUGAAAAUAAGACAGAUUCUUCCCCAAGAAGAAAGAGAAACACAUCAAAUUCCCAAGGUAGCUUGAACAGAAGUAAAGAAGAUGUCGCUGCAAGCCCAUCGAAGUCUCCAAAGUCUCCUAAAUCACCAAAGCCUCAAAAACCUCCAUCUGAUGAAAGCAAUAAAAAGUGUCCUGUCUUGUGCCCCCUUGAAAGUAAGUUCAUAGAAACUGCAGGAGAUGCAUCUACCCCAAGAUUUAAUACAGAACAGAUUCAAUAUCAAGAUGUAAAGGAAACUACCACAAAUACUACCCCUGAAAGUCCUGCUGUUUGUGCUCUACAAAGAGCAAGUUCAAUGACACCACAACUGGCAAGCUCAAAACAUCAAGAGGAGCUAAGAUCUCGUUUGAGUGAAAGGCGUGUUUAUAGUCGCUUUGAGCCAUUCUGUAAGAUGGAAAAUCCUAGUCAACUUGUAGGAAAUUUACCAAAUAGUUCACAUCUUCCAGAUAUCAAAAACAAGACCUUAGGAAAUAACUACGGCAGGAGUAAUCACCUGGUCAGCUACAACUCAACUGCUUAUCAUCCACUGCAGCCUAAUGAAAAUAAACUGAGGGGAUUUAUGCAAAAGUUUGGGAACUUCCUACACAAAAACAAAUAAAACUUCUGUUGAUUAUGUUGAAAUACAGCAAGAGUAGCAAAGCUGUACAUUCUUAACUGGAUAAGAGUGACAAGCAACUUCUGUAGAGCUUACUUGGGUUUCUUCAGGGUCUAGGACAUUUGAAUGAAUGUACAUACUUUUACAUAAUUAUUCUAGAAUUAUUAUGCUUAAGUCUACAGAAAUUCUGUGUCCAGAAGAUAUCUCAAGAAAGUUGUUUAUAGUGUUUAUAUUGUAAGAUUACUUUUAUACAUUUUCCUUUUGAAGAAAGUAUGUGCUGGUAAAAAAAGAUGGAGAGUGUUUUUAAACUUCAAAUAAUACUUUUUCUUAAGAUUUGCCCUUUAAAAAUAAGAUAGCACUAGGAAUAGUGGCUUGCAUCUUUUCAGCAUUUAUGUACUUUUUCAAAUGUUAAACACAAAUGUUAAUGCAUUGUAUGUUACUUAACUUCAAACUCAUUUUGAAACCCUCUUUUAGAUUCCAUCUUGGUAAUAAUUUACCCCUUAGCAUUUAUUGAAAUGUUUAGGCAGCAGAUGGAUAUUACUUUAUUGAAUUUUCCAUGCAAUAUGAUAUUAUUCCGAAGUAUUUGGCAUACAAAUCUUAAAGUGACCUUAAUCCCAUCUUUCUCAGACUUUUUUACAUGGCUAAAGUAAUGUGAAUGUAGGAUGAAAGUAAAAUAUAUAUAUAUUUAUAAAACAAAGUGCCUUGAAAAGAGCUUAACUGGUUUAAAUUUCAAUGGAUUAAUUACAUUUGUAUAACAUGCCAGUAUUCUGUAACGUAGUCUAAAAAUAUUUUUUGUUAGAUUUUUCUGUUUGGUGUUUCCAAAAAAAAAAAAAAAUGUGGACUUACAUUUCCCAGGUAAGUUUUUGAGUUUCACAUGUAACUGUAUGUUUUAGGUGUUGGCAGAUUAUGUGCAACUCUAGCUUUAAUAACCUUUUUUUUUUUUUUUUUUUGUAAUAAGGUUGUAAGUGCUUUAGACUAGGCAUAUGAUGAAGAUUGUAAGCUCAGUACUGCAAUGCUUAAAUUUUCCAUGCCCUGUUGCCUUACGUCAGGAUAAAUGUUACAAGGCCAGGAGCAAUUAGGCAUCUAAAAAUGAGGUUGAUGAAAAUCACCACAUAAAUCACUACCUCUCCUAAGCCAAAAAAGUAUCAGUGAAGAGCAAUAGCAGCACUUGUUUAAACUUAGCGAAGCUGCUUAGGCACCUAACUACAAUUUAAGGGGACAUAUCUGUGUUCAUCCAGGUCUUUCAGUCAUAAGAAUUUUCUUGAUAUUAAGCGCCUACACCAGAUUAGUGCUUACAGAAACCACAGAGAGGGUGAUGUGUUUGGGCAGCACCAUGGCAUCCACUUCUCAUUUGCAACCUGUAGCCAGAGCAUUCAGCUGGCUCCCAGCCCUCCUUGUUGUGGACUCUAUCUCUUAGCAGAGUCCCUUAAUGCUCAUAGCCAUUUAGCUGUGAGAUGCUCUGGGACAGUCUUACUCCACUUAAACUCGGUAAGGCUGUUCCACCACACAUCAAAUAAUUACAUAUUCAGAAGGCUGGAGACAAACAGGUAGACAUUUCUCUGAUGAGGGCACUCAGCACAUUAGAAAAGCAUAUUCACAUCCUUGCCUUGGUAGCACUGCUGCCCCUCUCAGGAUAUGUUUUAGGCUUGCUUUGAGAACAACUACUAAAAAUAAGCUCCACAAGUAAGAUCUUGAAAAAUACUUUUUUUUUUUUUUAAAAAAAAAAAUGAUGGUAGUUUAUACCUGCAGCAGGCACCAUACAGCUCACCACUUUGGGGAUUUAGGUAGUAUUGUAAAUUUUCAACAAUAGAAAUUCAGAAAUCUGGGUGCUGAAAGCAUAUAUAUCUUAUACAGGGUCUUCAUGUUUCUGAGGCAUCUUUUAGGAGACCACUUCACUCUUAGAUCUGAAAGGUCAUGCAGUGUUCUAUGGUGGAGUCCCACUCUGAAGGUCUUGGCUCUGUUCUUUAAAAAGAGACACCGGAAAGGCAUUUCAUUCACCAGCUCAAUCAAGUUCAUGCUCAUCACUGAAAAUCCUUGCUGGCUCCCAUGAACUCACCGCGGCUGUUGGCAGUGAUUUCAGUGAAGCAGUGCAAGCUUUUCAUUCAAACUGUUUCUCAGGCAGCCUUAUUAGGUUGAUGCAUUAUAGCAAUUAUUUCACCAUGGGGAUAGUAUUUAUUUUUAAGGGUGAUUAGAUCUGGUGUCUCAAUCCUAUGCUGAAAGUUUCACUCUCCUCUUUACCCCUGAUCAUGGAAAACAUUUUAUGAACUUCUUAACGAACGUUGGUCAGCUUUGUUCACUCCAUGCUAAAACGCCAUAGCAGGUAUUUUUCCUAAAUGGCCAUUCACACUGAAAUAUUCUGUCCUGCCAGAGGCAGCGAUUUCAGACUCUGAUCCCAAGGCAAAUGAUGUCUCCUUAGUAUUCCAGGCAUAUUAUCAGUACAGGCACAACAUAAUUCCACAGCUACCCAGCAAACAGCAAUGCAGCAGUGCACAGCAAGUCCUAACACCUUUUAGCAGGGCAGACAGUUUUUCAGGAUGGUGCCUGAAUUAACUGUACAGCAAAUGAACUUAACUGAGAUGCAGGAGGUGCUAAGAAUGGUGGAGGUAGGUUUGGGGAGAAUAUUUAGUUUUUCCUUAUACUCUUAUGAGCUCUGACAUACACUUGUAAGCAAUACUAGAUUUGGGAAGGAAAUGAGGGAGGGAGGACGACGGCCUUCUGGCAACUUUUGAAGUGAUAGUUCUUUGCAUUUUGUAGUAAUACUGGGGAAAUGUAUCUGAUACACUUGGGAAAUUUUUUACUCUAUUUUCCAGAGUGGGUUGCUAAUUAUAGAGUCCUGAGAAGCCAGAUAUUUUAAUUUACCAAGUCACUUAUUUAGAUAGAUAGCUAUAUUUUGUAUUUAUGCACAGAAGAUAAAGAGCCUUCAGUGAAGAUCCUGCUCAUACACUUAAUAAUGCAAUAAAUUAAAUGUAGUAGAAUUUCCUUUUUCAUUUUCAGAUACCUCCUCAGAGAACCUGCGUGAGAAUGUGUCUGCAUUAAGUUCUGAUCAAAGAUCAUAUGAUCUGAAUGAAAAAGACCACCACUGACCUCAGUGGCAGUUGGAUCAGACACUUAAUGCACUGACACCACUAUUUUAGAAGUGUUACAAGGCUGAAGGCUGCUUGGGGAGGAUGUGGCUCAGACACCAUGGGAACAGCAGCCCAAUGCCCUGCCAGCAGCUACUGCUUUAGAGAUGGGGGAGCACACUGGGGAGCUCCAAGGACAGCUGGUGCGAGGAUCGGCUGUUAUUUUGUUCCCUCCAGAAUUGUUCAUUACAGGUGGGAAAACAGUGCUUGCCCAUUCGUGUUGUUUUGCCUCCUGGUUGUGUGGGAACCCAGCUGUUUCAAAAAUAGAAAGGAAAAGUGUGGAAAAAAAUGUACAUGCUCUUUGCAUCUGCAAAGAAAAGGGAUAUGUGUGUGUUUGGAACAGAGGAUAUAUUUUUGAUCUUCCUUUUCCCAAAGCUUGUUGUGAUGUUUCUGCUUUUGCCAAGGAGAUGCACUUUGUUCAAUGUGUCCUAAAUGUGCUCUGCACAUUGCAAAUUUGUUACACCCCGCACACACCCAAUGCACUCCCAGUUUUGUAAGGCUAUGAAGUAAUAGUUAUUACCAUGCGUGACAGUCACUUGGCCAAAUGGCUUGGGAGUUGUGAAAUGUUGUGUCAUUUCCACAUUAAAUAAAACUCCAUUAGCACCCUAAUAGAUUCAGGUGAUCAGAGCUAUGCAGUUCUGAAUGUGGCUCUCAGGAGCACACAGCAUUGGGCAAUGCAGCCAGGAGAUACAGACCCCGCAUACGGUGCACAUACAAUUAAUGUCAUAAAUAAACCACCCCGAUAUGUGCUCAUAGUAUCCAGUGAAUUAAUUGCUUCAUUUCUUCAGCCUUGUAAUAAACAGUUUUUACUGCCUCUUGGAUUGCAAAAUGAUGGUUAUUUUACUAAUGAGCUUAUGCAGCACUCUUUUUUCAUGCUAAGAAAUAUGAACUGCUUGUAAAGAAAGGUUAAAAAAUAAGACAAAUUAAAUUUCCAACUGUCUAACACAUGAGGGUAGUAUUAUUUGUCACAAACCUUGAGAAAAUAAAAGCUUAUCAGGCAAUAGAUGUUUGUGCAUUGAUAGGUGCAGGAGCAAUACCAUUCACAGAAAAAAAUAAUCAUUUUUUUCAACUUUCUGAAAUGUGUAAGGAAAUGUUGUGGUUUAUAAAAAAGUUGUUAGGAAAAUAAAACCAAAAUCUGUAGACAGGUAUUUUAAAAAUAAAAUGUAAAAUGGCUCCACUAAUGUGUAUGAUAAAUAUAUAUAUUUUUUUUCCAUUUGGCAUAAGCUGUACAAUUGACAAGUAUCUGUACAACCACGUAGCACACAGAGAUCAGUAAGAACUUAUUCCCCAGAUCAAUAUUGUACUGUGCAGCACAAUAUUUCUAGUGACUUUUUUUUUUGAGUUUAUUUUGAUUUAUGUUAGAGUUAGACCAACAUAAAUCUGAAGUAUUUUGUUCAUAAUUAAGAGAUGUUCCUCCGAUUAUGUCUUCAGUUGCAUGAGUACGUAUUCCAUUAGCACCCCAGUGACAAGAGAGGAGUCUUCACUGCUCAAAUGCCAUUUUGCCAUUUCAUUCUUUCUUUUAUGCAGGCUGCUUACAGAUAUCUUAGUACCUUUCUGUAGAGUCUGAAAUUUUUCAUUUUCAACUCUUUACUAAGUUUCAGUUAGGUCUCCUUUUUUCACAUUCGGACAUGAUGCCAAAGAAAUAUUGCAUAUUGACAACAGCUUUGAGAAACAGAAUUGAAACCAUUUGCUUUUGGACAGCUCAGAACUGAGCUGCUUUACUCUUAGGCAGAGCUAGUAGUUUGGAUUUCUACUGAAGUGACACUGAUUUGUUAAGUUUUGCUUCAUCACCCUCUUAUUUAGAGCAGUCCCCUCCAGGUCAGUAUUUAAAAGCAAUUUCCAUAUAUUGAAAUGCUUUAAAAAGCAGGCAAGUCCUGUUUCUGAAAAUCCGGGAGGAUUUAGGGUGCUAGAUUAGCAAAUCAAUUAUUUGUAUAUCUUGAGAAUGUAUUUGCAUUUUUCUGGAAGUGAAUCUAGUUUAAUAAAAAAGACUGGAUAUCCCUUGAGAAGAAGCUGCUGGAUUCAAAUAAACAAAUAAAUGUAAAUAUAGCUGGGAGGAGGGGGGAAUGAAAAAAAAAAAAGAAAAAAAAAAGAAAAAAAAAACAUUUCUUGUCUCUCUGAAACAGACAAUUUACGACAGUCCAAGAAUCAUUAUCCUAAAGACUAACAACAAGUAGCAAUGUUUUGUUUUGUUUGAGAAAUGAAUGCAACUUAUUUGUUAGCAUUCAAACACAGGCCUCUUACAUGUCUGUUGUACAUUGUCUGUUCUUGCCUCAUUUAGCAAUCAGCAUGCUCAAAAUGCAGACUGGUUGUCUAUAGUUUCCUAAAUCCCAGAAAAUCCAAUGAAGCAUUAAACACCCACUUAACUUUAAACAAGAAGAAUGGUUUAAACCCUCCUGGGAUAAAAAAUAACACCAGCCAUACAUUUUUGUUUUGUUAGAUUUUGGUGUCAAAAUCUCAGUGUAGUCUUAGCUGAUAUAUUUUGGGAAACAGUUGACUAUAUAGUUUCAUUGUUUUCUUUGGGCCAUGUCUAAUUUUGACCCAUGAUGACAUCAUGGCUGCAUUUUGACAUCGUGUUGGUCAUGUUUCUUCCAAGUCUCACCUAUGCUGGUGUGAGAGUAUCUUUGCUCAUGGUUUCAGGUUCUAAUUUUCCUUAGUGCAGAGUCUGUGGAUUCCUGAUGAUCCAUAAGAUUUCAAAAGGUGACUUGGAAGUGAGUUCAGAUUACUGAAAAAACAUGACCAGACCAAAAAAAAAAAAUAAAAAAUCCCAUAUUUCCACAUAAAACAAAGGAAGCAAGUAGAAUCAAAAGAUUCAUGCAAGAGAACAUUCGUAAUAUAAUUUUUAUCAGUUCAAACAGAGCUGGUAUUUCAAUGCUGCGGAACUGAAAUAAGGACUCAAGUAGUAAUAAUAAUUAGAUGGUCAUUGAAUAAAAAAAGCUGAGGAACGCUGAUCUAGAAGAUGCAAAACAGUCAUGAGGGGUGCUGCAAGCACACAAUACCCAGAACAGGUAUUACUGAGUAAUUUCUGAGGAGAAAAAAAGGAAUUCUGUCAAGUUGAUUUUAAUACUGAUAUGUUGGUUCCAAUACUGGCAGCAACCGACUCUUGGUUUUCAUCUAAAAUUGUUACUUGAUAUGUAAAUCCUUUUUCUCAUAUGGAAUUCCUGGAUUACAUAGCAACUAUGUAAUGGAUAUACUGUGUAUGUACAGAUACAAACCAAAAAGUGUCUUGAAAUAAUUUAUUACUUCUAUUUUUUACCAAAUAAAAUGUUUCUUUUAAAGCUCA